GGCAUCCGUCGUCAGAUCAUUAACUGAAGACAACAUAAACAAAUAUGCAAAAUUCUCACAUGGAUGAGUACAGAAAUUCUAGUAAUGGCAGCACAGGCAACAGUUCAGAGGUAGUGGUAGAACAGUCUGCUGAUUUCAGUACUGAGAUUAUGAAUGUGACGGAAAUGGAACAGUCCCCUGAUGGAUCUCCUAAUGUGAAUGCAGCUGCAGAAGAAAAUGAAGUAACAAAUGCUGUGGACCUUCCAGUGACAGAAACAGAAGCAAAUUUCCCUCCAGAGUAUGAAAAAUUCUGGAAAACUGUAGAAAGCAAUCCUCAGGAUUUUACAGGCUGGGUAUAUUUGCUUCAGUAUGUAGAACAGGAGAAUCACUUGAUGGCUGCCAGGAAAGCGUUUGACAAAUUUUUCAUACACUAUCCAUAUUGCUAUGGUUACUGGAAAAAGUAUGCAGACCUUGAAAAGCGGCAUGACAACAUUAAACAAUCAGAUGAGGUGCGUUAAACCUCUACAGUUUGUCAAGCUUUGCAGUGCAAGCCUCUGUAUUACACUGCAGCUUAACAAGUAGGGCAGGGCUUUUCUCUCACUUACAUUUAUUUCUCAUUUUCCAAACAAUAUAGUUGGUUUGCUAGUCACAUUUGCUACGUCUUAUUGCAUUUUUGGUCAGACGCUGUCAUUGAUGCUCUAAUGGGUCUGUGCCCUAUGGUCUGUAACCCAAAGCCUGCCCACACAACCCGGUCAGAAUGCAGGGACUGCUGCGCUUUGAAGAUCAAGACUCUGCACGUGGGGAUCAGAACAUUGCCAUGUUCUAUCCAACCUCCACCCAAAUGGUAUAUCGACGGGGGCUUCAGGCAAUACCUCUUAGUGUUGAUCUAUGGAUACAUUAUAUAAACUUCUUAAAAGAAACAUUGGACCCUGGUGAUCCUGAGACAAGCAGUACAAUAAGAGGAACUUUCGAGCACGCUGUUCUAGCUGCAGGAACAGAUUUCCGAUCUGACAGACUGUGGGAAAUGUAUAUAAACUGGGAAAAUGAACAGGGUAACCUGAGAGAAGUUACAGCUAUAUAUGAUCGUAUUCUUGGUAUUCCAACACAGCUGUAUAGUCACCAUUUUCAGAGAUUUAAAGAACAUGUACAGAAUAACUUGCCUAGAGAUCUGUUAACUGGCGAACAGUUUAUUCAGCUGCGAAGGGAAUUAGCUUCUGUAAAUGGACAUAGUGGUGAUGAUGGUCCUCCUGGUGAUGAUCUACCGUCGGGAAUUGAAGACAUUACCGAUCCAGCAAAGCUGAUUACAGAAAUAGAAAACAUGAGACAUAGAAUCAUUGAAAUUCAUCAAGAGAUGUUUAAUUAUAAUGAGCAUGAAGUUAGUAAAAGGUGGACAUUUGAAGAAGGUAUUAAAAGACCUUAUUUUCAUGUGAAACCAUUGGAAAAGGCACAACUAAAAAACUGGAAAGAAUACUUAGAAUUUGAAAUUGAAAAUGGGACUCAUGAACGAGUUGUGGUUCUCUUUGAAAGAUGUGUCAUAUCAUGUGCCCUCUAUGAGGAGUUUUGGAUUAAGUAUGCCAAGUACAUGGAAAACCAUAGCAUUGAAGGAGUGAGGCAUGUCUUCAGCAGAGCUUGCACUAUUCAUCUCCCAAAGAAACCCAUGGUGCAUAUGCUUUGGGCAGCUUUUGAGGAACAGCAGGGUAAUAUUAACGAAGCCAGGAAUAUCUUGAGAACAUUUGAAGAAUGUGUUCUAGGAUUGGCAAUGGUUCGUUUGAGAAGAGUAAGUUUAGAGCGACGGCAUGGAAAUAUGGAAGAAGCUGAACAUUUGCUUCAGGAUGCCAUUAAGAAUGCCAGAUCAAAUAAUGAAUCAUCGUUUUAUGCUAUCAAACUAGCUCGGCAUCUUUUCAAAAUACAAAAAAACCUUCCAAAAUCAAGAAAGGUGCUUUUGGAAGCAAUCGAAAGAGACAAAGAGAAUACAAAGUUAUACCUCAAUUUACUUGAAAUGGAAUAUAGUGGUGACCUCAAACAAAAUGAAGAAAAUAUCCUAAAUUGUUUUGACAGAGCUAUACAUGGUUCAUUACCUAUUAAAAUGAGAAUUACAUUUUCUCAGAGAAAAGUGGAAUUUCUUGAAGAUUUUGGUUCAGAUGUUAAUAAGCUUCUCAAUGCUUAUGAUGAACAUCAAACACUCCUAAAAGAACAGGAUUCUUUAAAAAGGAAAGCAGAAAAUGGAUCAGAAGAACCAGAGGAAAAGAAAGUUCACACAGAAGAUACAACUUCAUCAUCUACACAGAUGAUUGAUGGUGAUUUACAGGCAAAUCAAGCUGCAUAUAAUUAUAGUGCCUGGUAUCAAGUGAUACAAUUAUCAGAAUCCUUGGAAUUAUGGACAGUAUUACCCUCCCCCUCCAACCUGAUGAGAAAAUAUAUCAGAUGGAAUGUGUGAAAAAUACGAAAAUUAUUUUUUUUUAAUGAGGGAUGUAAACAUAACAUAAACUUGUUGUAUUUGAUAACUUGUCUUCCUGUUUCUGUGUAACAUGAUUUGUUUAGUAAUAGGGGAAAAUGUCACUUAGUAGUUUACCACAGAUAUUUCCUACCAUUUAUAAAAUUUACUUUUUAUUGGAGAACUAUUUUUUUGAUUUUUGCAUUAAGUGGUCUAGAAUUCUUUUGCAAUGCAUUCGCAACAGUUUUGUAGCCUUAAGGGUAGGAAAAAAGAAAAAAAACUGACUGUAAAUCAUGUCAGUAUAGUACAAGAUUCUGAAAAUCCAUAAGGGCUGGUUAUUAAGGAUUUACCUCUGUAAAAAAAAAAAAUGGAUUUUUAACCUUUGAUGACAAGGUUUUGUCUGUUUCAAUUAUCCUUGUAAAUUUGGAUUUAACUGCCAGAAAAGAUACACUAUUAAAUACUAUGUCUUGGGAUAGAGAUUAUAAAUGAAAAAUGGAAUGUUUGCAUCCCUUUUUAAAAAAUGAGAAUCGUAUCAAAAGUAUGUUGUUUCAGGAGACUUUGUAUUUAGAAUAUUCAUAUAAAACUUGUGAGCAAGCUUUCAUUUUGAUCAAACUGAUCAUCUUCAUUUUUGUAAUAAAACUGAAGACUCCUCAACAAA
Enhydra lutris kenyoni (northern sea otter) is the source of this 3071-nucleotide messenger RNA. RefSeq names its product pre-mRNA processing factor 39. Bases 737 to 2416 code for a protein of 559 amino acids. Gene Ontology annotation, molecular function: protein binding. The transcript is spliced from 15 exons. Gene Ontology annotation, biological process: RNA processing; mRNA 5'-splice site recognition. Lineage: Eukaryota; Metazoa; Chordata; Mammalia; Carnivora; Mustelidae. The record is from RefSeq and is a predicted model, not a curated record. Gene Ontology annotation, cellular component: commitment complex; U2-type prespliceosome; U1 snRNP.